Molecule: messenger RNA, 559 nt
Organism: Paramecium octaurelia
Lineage: Eukaryota; Ciliophora; Oligohymenophorea; Peniculida; Parameciidae
Source: the annotation of a GenBank genome assembly
UAUGUACAUUUAUUUCCAGAAAUUAAAUAAACCAAAUUUAUUUUUUAAAUAUGAGUCAACCAUCUUAGGCAUCACAGCAAAAAGCCAAUACUUCAACAAAUCAGAAAAAACCAAAGAAAUGAGACAGACUAAUAUUCAAGCUGCCAAAGGAAAUAUCCUAAUCUCUAUGUCAAGUUGUAUCGGAUGCAACAAGAACCAAUUUUGGACUGAUUGGAAUGGAUAAAAUGAUCUAAAUGCCAAACAUUAAGUACUCAUUACAAAUGAUGGAGCCACCAUACUCAAAUAGUUGGAUAUGGUACAACAAUGGUAAUCCAUUCAAUAUUACAAACCUAGUUGAAAUUUCUCAUGCUUAAGAUGUUGAGGCUGAAGAUGGUACCACUUCAAUUGUAGUAUUCCCUGGAACCUAAUUGAUGUCAAGUAAAAUAUUCUUAGAGAAGGGAAUACAGCCGACAACUAUUUCAGAGGGAUUUCAAUAUGCUUUAGAAAAUGCGUUUAGAAGCUUUGGAUGAAUUAAAAACCAGCUGAACUAGACAAUAAAAUAAUAGUUGUUUGAAUGUGU